AUGGCUCAUGGCUCAGUUGAAGCUGGAAUGAUCUCAGCAGAGUUGGCACAAGGCUCAACAGCAACUGGACUCUCUGGCUCUCUGGCUCUCUGGCUCUCUGGCUCUCUGGCUCUCUUUUACGCAUCGACGACUUUUGAUGACCACUAUCCGGAAAACAGGAGUUUUGACAAUUGGGAGACUGAUAGCCAGUCUUCGGACUAG
Molecule: messenger RNA, 201 nt
Organism: Fusarium poae
Lineage: Eukaryota; Fungi; Ascomycota; Sordariomycetes; Hypocreales; Nectriaceae
Exons: 2
Coding region: 1-201 (66 amino acids)
Source: RefSeq, a predicted model, not a curated record